Otolemur garnettii (small-eared galago) is the source of this 4156-nucleotide messenger RNA. RefSeq names its product pleckstrin homology, MyTH4 and FERM domain containing H1 (gene PLEKHH1). The record is from RefSeq and is a predicted model, not a curated record. The transcript has 28 exons. Gene Ontology annotation, cellular component: cytoskeleton. NCBI's taxonomy places the organism in Eukaryota, Metazoa, Chordata, Mammalia, Primates, Galagidae. Bases 1 to 4092 code for a protein of 1363 amino acids.
AUGGCAGAAGUCAAGUUGGAGACGCGGGCCAGUGUAGACUGGCAGAAACGCUGCCUGGCCCUGGAAACUCAGCUUUUCCGGUUCCGGCUCCAGGCCAGUAAGAUAAGGGAGCUGCUGGCUGACAAGAUGCAGGAGCUGGAGCAGAGGCUGCUGGAGGCGGAGCAGAGAGCAGAGAACGCUGAGACCCAGGUGGGUGUCAUGGAAGAGAAGGUAAAACUGUCCAACCUGCAGAGUGUGGACUCAGCAGGCAGCCUGCACCGGAAAUACCAAGCACUGCUGAAAGCCAUGCAGGGCAAGGAUGAGCUCAUCAGCCAGCUGGAGGCACAGCUGGAAAAGCAGAAGCAGAUAAGAGCUGAGGAAGCAAAAAUUGUUCAAGAGAAAGCCGCCAAGAUCAAGGAAUGGGUGACACUAAAGUUAGCAGAGCUUGAGAUGGAGAAUCAGCACCUGAAAAGCUGUAAUCAGCACCUAGUAGAGCAAGUGGGAGCCCUUCAAGAUGCGCUUGAAGGUCUUCAGAUGGCUCCUUCAGGGAAGCUCCUGGGAGACCCCCGGGGAGCCCCAGAGGAGGAAUCUGUUUCUUCAGGGCCAGGAACCCAGACUGUGGGCCAGGACAGUGGUCCCCAGGUCCAGGAUCUAAAGCUGGAUCUGUCUGCAUCUUCUCCAGAUGCUCUGAGGAGCAAGGACUCUGUUUCUAAAACAGGAAACCCUCUGGAGGAUUCUGGUUCCAGUGUGGUUCACUCUGGGGAAAUAGCAGAGGCUAAGACACCUCAACCGCAUCUGGAAAGAGAAGGGUGUCCUCACCAGUUGAGCAUGAAGACUCUUACUCCCAGACAUGGUUCAGCUUCUUGGGGUGAGGGCCUGGUCACUGCUCAGGGAGUAAUGCUCCCUGGAACAAAGACCUCUGCCAGAGAAGGUGGCCCUGGCAGCAGCCUGACCCUGCCAAAGGUGCGGGCUCCUCGCACCCCUCGUGACAGCAUCCAGGUGGCCAAAAGGCACCACAGCCAGCCGCAGGCAGGCCCUGGGCACUUCCACCACGUGGUGAGCAUUGAGAUUGGGGCCUUCUCAGCAAUCCAGCCCUCUGGCCUUCACAAGCUGGAGGCCCAAGCUGAGUCUCGGGAAGAACCUGAGCAGAUGGAGAUGGAGGAGCCACCCCCAGCAAGGAAGGAGGAAAGAAAGAGCCCAAAGACCUUGCAAGCUGAGCUGGAGGAAGUAGAGCUGGGGAAGAAACCACCCACACCCCCCCUGCACCGGUUUCCAUCCUGGGAGAGCCGAAUCUAUGCUGUGGCCACAUCGGGCAUGCAACUCUCAGACGUGCCUCCCAAGAGCAACGCUGCCUGCUGUGCUUCCAGCCCUCCUGCUCGUGCAUCCCCUGGGCCUUUCUCUGGCCUCAUCUACAAGAAUCUCACUGUGCCUGUCUACACAGCACUGAAGGGGAGAGCCACCCAGAUCAGCAGUGUGCCCUUUGUGGAGGACUCCUCUGGGUCUGAUGAUGACUGCAGCUCUCAGGCGAGUUUUCGAACUUCAGUGCCCUGCUCUGAGUCCAGGAAGACCAGUGGACUAGGCAGUCCUCGAGCCAUCAAGAGAGGUGUCUCCAUGUCCUCACUGAGCUCCGAGGGCGACUACGCCAUCCCCCCAGAUGCCUGCUCACUGGACAGUGACUACUCAGAGCCCGAGCACAAGCUGCAGCGCACCUCGUCCUACUCCACCGACGGGCUGGGCCUAGGCAGGGAGUCAUUGGAGAAGUCAGGUUACCUGCUGAAAAUGGGGAGCCGGGUGAAGACAUGGAAGAGGCGCUGGUUUGUGCUGAGACAGGGACAGAUUAUGUACUACAAGUCCCCGAGUGAUGUCAUCCGGCAACCUCAAGGUCAAGUGGAUCUGAACUCCCGCUGUCAAAUUGUUCGGGGGGAGGGUGCCCAGACAUUCCAGCUCAUCUCUGAGAAGAAAACCUACUACCUGACGGCUGAUUCACCCAGCCUGCUGGAGGAGUGGGUCCGAGUGCUACAAAGCCUGCUGAAGGUGCAGACCACUGGGCCUCCAAUCCUGCCUCGGGGUGGCACCAAGCCCACUGUCAAGGGCUGGCUGACCAAGGUGAAGCAUGGUCAUUCCAAGCUGGUCUGGUGUGCUCUUGUUGGGAAAACUUUCUACUACUAUCGGAGCCAUGAGGACAAGCGACCCCUGGGCCGUCUGCCUGUGCGGGAUGCGCGCAUAGAGGAAGUAGAUCGAUCCUGUGACUCAGAUGAGGACUAUGAGGCUGGAGGAACGGGCAGGCUGCUUUCCUCCCACUGCACCCUGGUGAUCCACCCCCCAGAGCACAGCCCCACCUACCUCCUCAUUGGCACAAAGCAUGAAAAGGAAACAUGGCUUUACCACCUCACCGUGGCUGCAGGUGGCAGCAGUGCCAAGGUGGGCACUGCCUAUGAGCAGCUCAUUGGAAAACUGAUGGACGGUGAGGGAGACCCAGACUCCCCCGUCUGGAGGCACCCCAUGCUGUGCUACAGCAAAGACGGGCUGCACGCCUCCCUCACCACGCUGCCCUCCGAGGCCCUGCAGACGGAGGCCCUCAAGCUCUUUAAGUCCUGCCAGCUCUUCAUCAACGUGCCUGUGGAAGCCGCCUCCGUGGACUACCAUGUGUCCCUGGCCCAGACGGCAUUGCAGGUCUGCCUGGUCCACCCUGAGCUGCAGAGCGAGAUCUAUUGCCAGCUCAUGAAGCAGACUAGCUGCCGCCCGCCUCCAAAGUACUCCCUCAUGCAGUGCUGGCAGCUCCUGGCUCUGUGUGCCCCACUUUUUCUGCCUCAGCAUCACUUCCUCUGGUAUGUCAAACAGCAGCUUCAACGCCAUGCAGAUCCCAGAAAUGAAACUGGCCAGUAUGCCACCUACUGCCAGCGAGCAGUGGAACGGACCCUGCAGAGCGGGGAGCGGGAAGCCAGGCCAUCGCGCAUGGAGGUGGUGUCCAUCUUGCUGCGCAACCCCUUCCACCACUCCCUGCCCUUCAGCAUCCCCGUGCACUUCGCCAACGGGACUUACCAGGUGGUUGGUUUUGAUGGCUCCUCCACAGUUGAUGAGUUCCUCCAGCGGCUGAACCAGGAGACAGGCAUGAGAAAGCCAUCCCACUCUGGUUUUGCCCUCUUCACAGACGAUCCUUCCGGCAGGGACCUGGAACACUGCCUGCAGGGGAGUGUCAAGAUCUGUGAUGCCAUCUCCAAGUGGGAACAAGCCCUGAAGGAGCUGCACCCUGGGAAGUCUGAGGGCGGGACACGUGUCGUGAAGUUGAUGUACAAGAACAGGCUGUACUUCCGCAGUCAAGUCAAAGGGGAGACGGACCGAGAGCGGCUCCUCCUCGCCUCUCAAACUAGUGGAGAGAUAGUGGCAGGGAGGUUUCCUGUCAACAAGGAACUGGCUCUUGAGAUGGCUGCUCUGAUGGCCCAGGUAGAAUAUGGGGACCUGGAGAAGCCUGCCCUGCCAGGCCCCGGAGGCACACCGUCUGCCAAAGUCCAGCACCUCCUCCAGCAGGUCCUGGACAGGUUCUACCCAAGGCGCUACAGACAUGGGGCCCCCCCAGAACAGCUGAGGCACCUGGCAGACAUGCUGACCACAAAGUGGGCAGCACUACAAGGCUGCUCCCCUCCUGAGUGCAUCCGCAUCUACCUGACCGUGGCCCGGAAAUGGCCUUUCUUUGGUGCUAAGCUCUUCGCUGCUCAACCUGCCCCAAUGGCUCCCAAAGAAAACUCUCUGGUGUGGAUUGCGGUGAAUGAAGAUGGUGUCAGCGUCCUGGACCACAACACUAUGCAAGUGCACGUCACUUACCCCUACUCUUCAGUGACAACCUUUGGUGGCUGCAGGGAUGACUUCAUGCUUGUGAUUAGAUCCAUUCCAGACCAGAGCUCUGGAAAAAUCCACAUUGAGAAGUUGAUCUUCCAGAUGGCUGCUCCCAAGAUUGCAGAAGCUACUUUCAUCAUGGCCAGCUACAUGAACCACUGCUCUGCAACUGUGAACCCAUCCACCAACCCACCUGUAGCCCGUCAGCUGUGGGACCUGGAUGGACAACAGCUCUUUGCUUCAGUUCCCCGUGCUACAAAGGGGCCAACAUUGCUGUGAAUAUUUCUCUCCCUUUCCCCACCACCACUGAUGCCUCUGGGAUUAGACUGUAUAUCCUGGGGUA